Dermatophagoides pteronyssinus (European house dust mite) is the source of this 1814-nucleotide messenger RNA. It is a transcript of the gene mus81, whose product is annotated as mus81 structure-specific endonuclease subunit. NCBI's taxonomy places the organism in Eukaryota, Metazoa, Arthropoda, Arachnida, Sarcoptiformes, Pyroglyphidae. Gene Ontology annotation, biological process: DNA catabolic process; double-strand break repair via break-induced replication; mitotic intra-S DNA damage checkpoint signaling. The record is from RefSeq and is a predicted model, not a curated record. Gene Ontology annotation, molecular function: DNA binding; crossover junction DNA endonuclease activity; 3'-flap endonuclease activity. Gene Ontology annotation, cellular component: Holliday junction resolvase complex; nucleus.
UUUUUUUUUUUUAAAUUUAAGGAAAACAAUUUAGAUUUUAACAAAUUUUUUUGUUUUAAUGAAUAAAAAUGUCCCAAGAAAAUAGAGCAGAUGAUAUAAAUCCAUUGAUCAUAAAAUGGUUAACACAAUGGCGUGAUCAAGCUCGACAACAUGGUAGUAAACUGGAAUUUGUUUAUGGAAAGGCAUUGAAAACAUUACGUGAACAUCCUCAUCCAUUAAGAUCGGGUGAAGAUUGUAAAAAACUUAAAAAUUUUGGCACAAAAAUCUGUGAAAAAAUUGACAAAGAAUUUGCCAAACUAAAUGAUCGAUUACCAAAAGAAGUUGUUUCCAGCCAACAACAUUCACCACAACGUGCCAUAACGGAUAUUUUACCUAUUGCUAUUCGUGCUAAACGUCAAUUAAUACAUACUCCUAAACAAUCAACUAAUAAUGUUAUUGCCAAAGAUAGUCCACCGGUAAAAAUUACAAAAACAGUCACGCAAAGAAAUGUUAAAAAUUGGGUUCCAACACCAGGUCAAACACCGUUUGCAAUUUUAGUUGCAUUACUUCGACGUCAUCUUGAAUUUGAUGAUAGUCGAGUGAAUAAAUUGGAUCUUCAAGAUAUGGCCGAACUUUAUACAAAUACACGACCAUUAAUUUUGACUGUCACUUUAAAUUCAUUAAUUCAUAAACGACAAUUAGUUGACAAAACUUCGGAUCGAAAUGCUAGAUAUUUUCUAACCGAUAGUGGACGAAAAUUGGCCAUACAAUUAGCAAAACAAUGUCCAUCAUUAAAAGAUUUUGCCAACCGUUUUCUCAACCAACAGUCAAAUAAUCUUAUUACGAAUUAUUAUGAAAAACAAAAUCAUUGUGCUGAAUCUACACAAACAAUUUGUCAGAAUUUUAUUCUAGAAGCCGGUACUUAUGAAAUAGUACUUUGUAUUGAUACUAGAGAACGAUAUUCAGAUCGACAAGGUACACAGAAUCGUACAGCAUUUCCAGUCGCUCUUCAACAAAAAGGUAUACCGGUAGAAAUUCGUACACUUCCUUUAGGUGAUUUUGUUUGGAUAGCUAGAGAAAAAAUUCAAACACAAUUUGAUUCAAACAAUCAAAACAAUAUUCAACAUCAAAUUCGUCGUGAAUUGGUUCUUGAUUAUAUUAUCGAACGUAAACGUAUUGAUGAUUUAGCCAGUUCAAUUAAAAGUCAUCGAUGGAAUGAACAGAAAUUUCGUUUAAGAAAUUCUGGCAUUCGUAAUCCAAUGUAUUUGAUUGAAUAUUUUGGAAAAAAAUCAAGAAAACAAGAUCAUGGUUUUUUAUCGGCAGCCACACUUGAACAAGCCAUUACAAAUUGUGAAAUUGAUGGAUUCGAAAUAAAAUUAACGGAUAAUUUUGAUGAAACUGUACGAUAUUUAGCUAACAUGUCGAGAUGGUUACAGAAUUUUUAUCAAAAUAAAUCUUUGAUUUCAUGUCAAGAUCGAAAACGAUUGGAAAAAACCUGUGCAAAUGAUCUUGUUUAUAUGACAUUCAAUGAAUUUAUUACAAAUUCAAGUAAAAUAACCAUAUUUACAGCAAAAGAAAUGUUUAUUAAACAUUUAUUACAAAUACGUGGUUUAUCAAUGAAAAAAAUUGAAACACUUGUUAAAAAAUAUCCAACAAUUCGUUCACUUAUUCAAGCAUAUUCUAUGUUAGAUGAUGAUCGAAAACGUGAAAAAUUAUUAACCGAUUUAAAAUGUGAUUCACUUUCAGGCGUACAAGAUCGUCGUCUUGGUCCUGCGAUUAGUAAAAAAAUUUACCAAUUUUAUAAUUGAUCUUUCAAUAUUUUGUAAUUUUUAAUA